UUUUGAACCCGACGUUUUAACACGCCUCUGAAACUAAAAGCGUACAUAUACAUUAUCUAGGGUUUAACACAUAGUCCCUCUUAAUCCACAGCCAUGGAAACUCAACCACCGCCAAUCAACUGGAGCAACAUCGUCAAGCAGCCGCCGAAGCCGCCGGCGACAAAGCCUCCAAUUGUAGCUCCGGCGAGCAUCGCCGCCGGAAGCUGUAAGUCGACGAAUGGGAUCGCCGUGGCGGUGGUGGACGCAAAUGCGAUAAUUCAAGGCGGAGAGAAGCUGCAUAAGAUGUCGGAUAAGUUCGUUUCGGUGGCGGAGGUUAUCGAUGAGGUGCGGGACCCGAGGUCGCGGCAUAGCCUCAAUUUGUUGCCGUUUGAUGUUAAUACCAUGGAGCCGUCUCCUGAUUCUCUUAAGAAAGUCAUCAACUUUGCAAGGGCAACUGGUGAUCUGCAGACGCUGUCAGAUGUCGAUCUUAAGCUUAUUGCUUUAACUCAUAUGUUGGAGGCUCAAAUCCAUGGAACAAAACAUAUCAGGGAUAGCCCUCCUCCUAUGCACACGGUUAAUGUGAAGAGGCUACCUGAGAAGGACUUGCCUGGGUGGGGCUCCAAUGUUCCUAAUUUGGAAGAGUGGGAAGCGCUAGAACAUGCAGUCGGGGAUGGAAACGGGCCUGAAUCGAGAAUACUUCCACUGAAAGAUUUGAAUAUGAAUGUUAUACCUGCAGAAGAUAAUACUAGUAUAGAUGAUGGUUCAGUGGGCAAUGCAGUUGAAUCUCAUUCGGAAAACAAAGAGGGCUUUGAUGGUGGUUAUACGAAACCGAGGAAGUAUUUUCCCAAAAAAAAAGAGGUUAAUAUAGAAGGGAAGAUGGUGGCUGCCGGAGUUGAUGCGUCUCAGGGAGCACUUGAUAACAAUACUGAUGAUUGGCUUCCCGCUGUUAGUCGAAGUACACACAGAAGAUUUCUUAGACGAAAGGCUAGACGUGAAACAUACGAGGAAUCGGUGGAGAAAGAUAUCCAAAAUGAUACAGCCAAGACCAUGGAUAGUGAUAAACAAGACAGUGCCAGCUACCAGGACCUGGUGACUGAUCAGUCUUUAAAUGAAUCACAUCUUGAAAAUGAGAUAGAGAAAAGUAAUGUUACAGAUGGAGAUCUUUCUACUAUUUUGACCCAGAUGAGGCUGGAAGAAGAUUCAUCAGAGGUAAUUGAAGAUGGUAAUGACGUAAGCAACCCUCAAGGGCCCGAGGAAGUACUGGAAGUUGAAAAUAUUUCUGAGGAUGGAGUUGAUGAUGAAGCUCAUGAGGUGGAACAUUUUAAUUUAUCUAACCAAGCUGGUGAAAGUGGUAAUGUAUCCAUUGCAGAUGACAAUAGUAGCGAACAGAGCUGGAUGUUAAGAUCUCUAUCUGAGUCAAGUGUGGCUUGUAUAACCAGUGACUUUGCUAUGCAAAAUGUUAUUCUGCAAAUGGGUUUACGAUUGGUAGCUCCAGGGGGAAUGCAGAUACGUGAGCUACAUAGAUGGAUCCUGAAAUGCCAUGCCUGCUACAAUGUGACUACGGAAAUUGGUAGAAUCUUUUGUCCCAAGUGUGGUAAUGGUGGGACAUUGCGCAAGGUAGCUGUUACAGUUGGUGAAAAUGGCAUUAUAGUUGCAGCUCGACGACCGCGUGUGUCCUUGCGUGGUACAAAAUUUUCACUGCCUAUGCCCCAAGGUGGGAGGGAUGCGAUCACAAAGAACCCUGUUUUACGUGAGGAUCAACUCCCACAAAAAUUUCUUCACCCGAAGACAAAAAAGAAGAAUAAAGAUGAAGACGACAUUUUUGCCUCAAAUCACAUCUUUCUCCACCAUACUGAUAAGAAAGCUCCGCUGCAACCCCCUGUUAGAAAAGCUCUGGCAGUUUUUAGCGGGAGGAGGAAUCCUAAUGAUAAUCACUACUCACGUGCCAAGCAUUAGAUAAUUCCCUUUUCAAAGUUAUGGCAUCUACAAUUUGCACAAUUUUGUUAUUAGGAGUUUGGCUUUUCUUGUUUGUGGUUAUCGGAAUAGUGAUACCUAAUGCUUGCUCAGCAACAAUGACAUAUUGACAUUAAUAUUUGUAAUUGGUGUUUCAGUACCAGACUGAAGGUGAUGUUUUGUUUUGUUUUUA
This is a messenger RNA of Daucus carota subsp. sativus, 2125 nucleotides long. RefSeq names its product RNA-binding NOB1-like protein. Gene Ontology annotation, cellular component: preribosome, small subunit precursor. Gene Ontology annotation, molecular function: RNA endonuclease activity. Gene Ontology annotation, biological process: ribosomal small subunit biogenesis; maturation of SSU-rRNA. The transcript is spliced from 5 exons. The coding region runs from base 94 to 1935 and encodes 613 amino acids. The record is from RefSeq and is a predicted model, not a curated record. NCBI's taxonomy places the organism in Eukaryota, Viridiplantae, Streptophyta, Magnoliopsida, Apiales, Apiaceae.